Molecule: messenger RNA, 942 nt
Organism: Procambarus clarkii (red swamp crayfish)
Lineage: Eukaryota; Metazoa; Arthropoda; Malacostraca; Decapoda; Cambaridae
Source: RefSeq, a predicted model, not a curated record
AUGCCACACCCGUCUCCAGCAUCCAUCCUACAUGUGUCCAGCAUCCAUCCUACAUGUGUCCAGCAUCCAUCCUACAUGUGUCCAGCAUCCAUCCUACAUGUGUCCAGCAUCCAUCCUACAUGUGUCCAGCAUCCAUCCUACACGUGUCCAGCAUCCAUCCUACAUGUGUCCAGCAUCCAUCCUACAUGUGUCCAGCAUCCAUCCUACAUGUGUCCAGCAUCCAUCCUACAUGUGUCCAGCAUCCAUCCUACAUGUAUCCAGCAUCCAUCCUACACGUGUUCAGCAUCCAUCCUACAUGUGUCCAGCAUCCAUCCUACACGUGUCCAGCAUCCAUCCUACAUGUGUCCAGCAUCCAUCCUACACGUGUCCAGCAUCCAUCCUACAUGUGUCCAGCAUCCAUCCUACAUGUGUCCAGCAUCCAUCCUACACGUGUCCAGCAUCCAUCCUACAUGUGUCCAGCAUCCAUCCUACAUGUGUCCAGCAUACAUCCUGCAUGUGUCCAGCAUCCAUCCUACAUGUGUCCAGCAUCCAUCCUACAUGUAUCCAGCAUCCAUCCUACACGUGUCCAGCAUCCAUCCUACAUGUAUCCAGCAUCCAUCCUACACGUGUCCAGCAUCCAUCCUACAUGUGUCCAGCAUCCAUCCUACACGUGUCCAGCAUCCAUCCUACAUGUGUCCAGCAUCCAUCCUACACGUGUCCAGCAUCCAUCCUACAUGUGUCCAGCAUCCAUCCUACAUGUGUCCAGCAUCCAUCCUACAUGUGUCCAGCAUCCAUCCUACACGUGUCCAGCAUCCAUCCUACACGUGUCCAGCAUCCAUCCUACAUGUGUCCAGCAUCCAUCCUACACGUCCCCAACAUCCAUCCUACAUGUGUCCAGCAUCCAUCCUACAUGUGUCCAGCAUCCAUCCCAUCCCACAAUUAUCUCCAUUAGUUCACUCCUGA